AUGGGCUUGCCACUGUUUGUCGCCCCCCUUGAGCCUCAGGUGGCAUCGAAAGCGGCGGAAAAGCCGACUGCUGCACCGCGAUCUGCUAUCAGGAGGCAUCGAACUCUUCGCGGUCACAUCACGCGUCCCCAUAUCGCGGACACUCGCAGGCGCCGAAUACUAUCAAUGGUUGCCGAUACAAGCCCAGAAGAAUAUGAGAUUUGGGAAAUGCAGCGAGCCAGUCCUCCAAACGAUGGAGAAUCGGCGUCGGAGCGAGCCCAUCGACUAUUUCAGGCUGGCCAGACGCGCCAUCGCGAUACCUUGAGUUUCGAACGCCAAAGUCCACGCGCCACGAACGCGGAGGUGGAUGGUCCUUUGAUGCCUCCUGUUCCCGAGUCUAGAGACUAUUCUGCUAUAGAAGACCAUCAGCAGCGGAUGCGUCAAAUUAGGCCGAGACUUGCAACGCGAAGAAAUCUGGCGCCGACUCCCCAUUAUACUGAAGCCCAUCUCGCAUCUCUUCGUCAAAUAUCUACCAUGACACCACCUGCUCCUUCGCCAUCUCAGCCUCCUCCUCAUGAGCCAGGACUUACCGUUCGAAGAUUUGAUCCAGAUACCGCGGCGGCUGUCUCUAUUAGGAGCACAUUUGGGCCGACUUGGAGCGAUCUUCCACUUGAUGCUACUUUGUCGGAGAGAGUUCACGCCCUCAAUAGAUCUUCGAUGAAUGAACGUCGAGUGGCCCGACAAGCAGCUCUGUUAGAUGGCUUAGGAGAUCGAGACCGAAGUUUGAGCCCAGAUGGUCCCACAGAUGCCGCAUGGGACACGCUUUUGUCGAGUAUUCCACCUGAUCCUCAGCCACCAAGUGCCGGAUCUUCUUUCGCUUCAGCACCAUCUGCAAUUGCGGCAGCAUCUUCAACAUCAGAUUCUGCAGCAGCAUCAGCCAGUACCUCCAUGACGAGUAUGGGACCUUCGGAAGAGACGCCGGUUCUCCACGAUUGUGAUAUGUCAGAUUCAGGAUCUACAAGCGAUGAAGAGGAUGAAGACAUGUUUGAACUCGCGGAAUUCGGUCGGAAUACGGGACCUCGAGCUUGGAGGUCAUAUGCCGAUGUAGUCACUGCUCGAGCUGAUCAGGCACGUGCUGUGGAAGAGCCUGACUUGGACUCGAUGCAUAUGAUUAUUUCACGUAUGGCGCAUUCUGACGAUAUCCCGGAUGAGUUCUGGGUUUCAGCAGGUCUGAGCCGCAAUCUUCGUCGCGAGCCAACGACUUUAUGA
Molecule: messenger RNA, 1248 nt
Organism: Lachnellula hyalina
Lineage: Eukaryota; Fungi; Ascomycota; Leotiomycetes; Helotiales; Lachnaceae
Exons: 3
Coding region: 1-1248 (415 amino acids)
Source: RefSeq, a predicted model, not a curated record